GCUACACGCUAAUGCAAGAAGUAAGGGUCCCAUCGAUACGAUAACCGGCAAGUGUGUAUCGAGAUAAAAAAAGGUUUCUGCUUUUAGUUCAGUUGUGUUUCGCUUCUUUCUUUCAUCUGAACCAAAUUAGUGCUGGUCUCACUGUCACUAGCCGAGUUGGCUCACCAGAAUGGUAGUGAGUUGACAAGACAUUACCUCAGUUGCCUUAUAAUUGAAAGAAUCCAUGGGAGGUCAAAGCUCAAAGAUUGGUACAUGUUGUUGGCAUUCAUCACACAAGACUGCUGCUCUUGAAGCUCCAGAUGUUGAAAACAAAGAGAAUGGUGAGGUAACUGGUGUACUGUCUUUUCGUGGAUACACACUAGAACAGCUUAAGAUCGCCACCUCUGGUUUUGCUUUGGAGAAUAUUGUGUCUGAACAUGGAAAAACAGCUCCAAAUGUCGUCUAUCAAGGGAAAUUGGAGAAUCAUAUGAAGAUUUCUAUCAAGCGCUUUUCUGGAACUGCCUGGCCUGAUCCACGCCAAUUCCUGGAAGAAGCAAGAUCGGUUGGUCAGCUACGCAGCAAAAGAAUUGCCAAUUUACUCGGUUAUUGCUGUGAAGGCGGCGAGAGGUUACUUGUGGCUGAGUUUAUGCCUAACGAGACACUAGCCAAACACCUUUUUCACUGGGAAAAACAGCCAAUGAAAUGGGCAAUGCGACUAAGGGUUGUCUUAUACAUUUCGGAAGCUCUUGAAUACUGUAGUAACAAUGGACGCACGCUAUAUCAUGACCUCAAUGCUUACAGAGUUUUAUUUGACGAGGAAUGCAAUCCAAGACUUUCAACAUUUGGGUUGAUGAAGAAUAGUCGGGAUGGGAAAAGUUAUAGCACAAAUCUUGCUUUUACCCCACCUGAGUGUCUACGAACUGGGAGAAUCACAGCAGAGAGUGUGAUUUACAGUUUUGGCACUCUUCUGCUUGAUCUUCUCACCGGAAAGCAUAUUCCUCCUAGCCAUGCCCUUGAUUUGAUUCAAGACAGAAAUCUUCAGACUAUAACCGAUUCCUGCUUGGAGGGACAAUUUUCAGACAGUGAUGGUACGGAGUUAGUACGCCUGGCAUCUCGUUGUCUUCAGUAUGAAGCUCGUGAGCGACCAAACAUAAAAUCUUUGGUCACUGCGCUGAUAUCUCUCCAGAAAGACACAGAGGUCCUGUCUCAUGUUCUAAUGGGUCUGCCUCAAACUGGUACUUUUGCUUCACCUCCGUCUCCUUUUGCUGAGGCUUGCUCGAGAAAAGACCUGACCGCUAUGGUUGAGAUCUUGGAAAAAAUUGGUUACAAAGACGAUGAAGAUCUUUCGUUUCUGUGGACGGAGCAGAUGCAAGAAGCUAUAAACUCGAAGAAAAAUGGCGAUAUUGCAUAUAGACGAAAAGACUUUAGUGAAGCCAUUGACUUUUACACGCAGUUUCUUGAUUUGGGAAUGAUCUCUGGAACAGUCUUUGCGAGGCGAAGUCUGAGUUACCUAAUGAGUAACAUGGCGAAAGAAGCUUUAGAAGAUGCAAUGAAGGCUCAAGGCAUUUCUCCUGUUUGGUAUGUUGCAUUGUAUCUCCAGUCUGCUGCUCUUUCUGUCCUGGGAAUGGAGAAGGAAUCUCAAAUCGCACUUACCGAAGGAUCUAUCCUUGAAGCCAGAAAGAUUUCAGCUUCCACACAGAACUAAAGACUUAUUUUUAUGGGUUUUGGCAAAAGAUGAAUAGGCUUUGGUUAUAUUAUGUGUAACAAUCCAAAGGUAAUGUGUUGUCUCAUUGGAUGCAAAAGAAGGUUUAGAUGUUAAGCAUUGUGUACAAAUUAUGGCUUCAUCAGUAGAAGCUAAUCCAUGGCUUCAGUUGAUACAUAUAAUAAGACAAUUGGGGAUGU
Molecule: messenger RNA, 1881 nt
Organism: Arabidopsis arenosa
Lineage: Eukaryota; Viridiplantae; Streptophyta; Magnoliopsida; Brassicales; Brassicaceae
Source: the annotation of a GenBank genome assembly